AUGGCACAAUCAAUUCAACGUUCAAGGGCGCCAUUGGUGUCAGUGGAUCCCAACAAACAUGUGGUCGAAGAGGGAUUUCCGUUGUAUCUGUCCAAAAAUAAGAACCGCUAUGUGCAGUAUUUUCCAGAGGAACAGGUGGUGCAGAGAACAAACGACUUUAGACCUACGCCAGUGGUGCGAGCCAAGCAGCUGAAAGCGACUACCAUCAAGAUAUUCGCAUCUGCUCCAGAAAUAGCAGACUUAUCCAAGCAAGAUUUAAAGGCCAUCAUGGUGGAUGAUUUCGCUACGGCAAGGACAUUUGAGCAACUGGAUCCUCUCAAGGGAAACGGUAUUGCUGUGGUGGAUUACUCGGAUGCAUCUGAAUUGUGUAUAUUUGGUGCUGGAGCAUCUUUGUCCAAUUUAGUGAUACUGGUGUCAGAAAAGAAGCAAUGUGAUACUGUAGACUACCCUGUAGCUUUGCCAUUCGAUUCCAUGGAUGUGCGAGAAACCAUUGAUCUGAGAUACCCAGUGCGACAGAUCAGCGUGUCACCGCUCUCCACAGCACACCACGUUACAUUCGCAGUGAGGACAACAUCCACCAUUCAUUUGUUCACCUAUGAUCACAAGGGAAACCUACGACAACUGCAUUACCUCCAUUUAGCAGAGGCCACUGCUGCUGAUCCUAGAAUUGACUACUCCAUGCCAAUCCAUGUGGAGACGAGUCCCUACAACAAGUACGAGUAUGUCUACACCACUAACAAUGGAUUUACGGCAGUCAUGGAUGCUGUCAACAACAAGGCAAUAUUCUCUGAUGUGGAUCCAGUGCCAGAGACUGCAAACUACAUUUCUCGAUGGAGAUCAUGUGCUUAUGGAAAGACACCCUUCACGAUUCUAUUAGCCUCUCCUGAAUGCAUCAAAGAGUGGAAUUACAGUAACGACAUGAUUCAAGCAAACACCUUGGCAAUAUCAAAUGACCGUAUCGUUGCAUUUAAAACUUCUUACAAGGCUGAACUGUACUGUUUUGCAACGAUUGAGUCUGUUAUUGUUAUGGACAGCAAACGGCUGGAUAGUCCAGUUGUCGAGUGGCUGCACGGUUUGAAAGAUGGGCUACCGUCGACGCUCUUUUUAGACGACUUGUCGAAUCACAAUUGGCGCGUUGUUGCAUUUUCAAAUGAAUCGCAACGUGCUACCAUGAUGGAAUUCCAAUACACAAGAAAUGCAUCCAAGAGCAUGGCACCGACUGUUAGAGUGCUUGGCGUGCAUCAGAUGCCUCUGUCUGUUUACCACUUUGAUGAUUUACACGAUACAAAAGACAGCCGAAUUCGAUCCAUGGGGAUUGCAUUCAACCUACGCACAUCUCAACAGCAGGAGGACACAACCGAAGGAUGCGCCAUGUUUAGUGCCCUGCGUGUGUUUGAGGACGGAUCUGUCAAGAUUCAGUAUUUAGCACUGUUGCCCACCAAACCAGACACCAUAGACAGCGGCCGUUUUCUAAAGAAGCCUCGGCUUGUGAUGGGUUCGUUGCAUCAACAGUUCCAGAAACUGCAGAGAGAGGCGAAAUUGGCCAUGCUACCCAGCGGAAAAGGUGUGCAUGUGGGAGAGGCCGAGUUAUUCACCAUUGCUAUGAAAAACUUUGAAUCUUAUGUGGAGCAGAGCAUUCAAUGUGGAUCAGCUGCACUCACAGAACAGUUCAAGACGGCUAUUUCAUCUCGUGUACGGCAGUUGACAGUGCCCACCACAUUCCGCGCAUUGUUUGAUGACGAGACUUUUAAAGAAUAUGAACUGGAGGACUUGACAGACUUCCUGUUAGAAAUGGAAACACAUGAAGACAUCGAGCGUGGACGACAGAUCACUAUACCCGGCGUAUUACACCACUGCAAACCCAUAGAUCAAGAGUUGAAUCGAAAAUUGAAAGAAGCGCACGAGAAAGAAACGCAACUCUCCAAGGUCAUCAUACAUCCAUUGCCACAUCAAGACGAUCCUCACACAUUUCAAUACCUCGGCCGACAGCCAUACAUCAAAUUUGCAUCUACUACAACUACAAAAGUGUUAUCCAACUGCUGGUCAAUUGAUGAUUCAAGAUUUGAUAGUCUACCGUUCCCUACCUACGAUACAUCAAGUGUUCCUCAGCCUGAAGUAUUCCCCUCUGUAAAUAUAUAUAAAAGAAGACGCUCAUCUGGCACGCUGUUUCCCGAAUUCAGUAGCAACAAUCUCGAGACGGAAACAGCAACGAUACCUGCCAUUGUCAAAUCCACGCCGCAUAUUCCCAAAAUCAAGAAAACCAAGGUUGCUUCAUUGCCAAAGAUCUCCAGGGAGGCUUCAACACAACCACAGGUCCAUGCGACCACGCAAAUGCUGUCUCCGCAUCGCCCUACCAGUACGCAAUCUUCAAGCCAACAUUUAUCUGUGCCUCAAAGUCCUACAAACUCAUUUGCACAAGUAUCUACGCAACCUGUGGAAGGUGCUUUUGCUUCUCGAAAGAAGGUGGUUCAGAAAAAGAAGAAGAAGGCCAAGUCUUCUGGUUUCAAGUAA
Molecule: messenger RNA, 2511 nt
Organism: Mucor velutinosus
Lineage: Eukaryota; Fungi; Mucoromycota; Mucoromycetes; Mucorales; Mucoraceae
Exons: 8
Coding region: 1-2511 (836 amino acids)
Source: RefSeq, a predicted model, not a curated record